AUGCAACGCAUAAAGGAUUUACCAAUAACCAGAAAUACUGUAAAAGAUCGGAUUUUAAAAAUUGCAGAAAAUAUCACAAAUCAACAAAUUGCAGAUUUUAAGUUGUGCAAUGUAUUUUCAAUUUGUCUUGACGAGAGCACUGAUAUUACUGGUUCAGCUCGAUUAUCUAUAUUUAUUAGAUAUUUUGUUGGUAGUGAAAUUAAAGAAGAGUUGGUUAAAUUAGUCUCAUUAAUUGUUUCUGUUACCACUGAUGGCGCACCUAGCAUGACUGGUAGAGAAUCAGGGUUUAUUAAUUUAUUUACUAAACACGUGGGACAUCCCCUGCUAGGUUUUCACUGUAUUAUACACCAAGAGGCAUUGUGUGCAAAAAAUACUUUUAAAUUAUUUGAUGCUAUAAUAAAACUAGUAACUAAAAUAGUGAAUUUCAUUACUGCGCGAGGCUUGAAUAAAAGAAAAUUUGAAAAUCUAUUAAAAGAAGUAAACUCGGUAUACAGAGGUUUAGUUAUGUUUAAUAAUGUUCGCUGGCUUAGUCGUGGCAAUGUUCUCCAAAGGUUUAUUGAAUGCUUUGACGAAAUUAAAAUGUUUUUGGAUGAGCAAAAUCAAAUACAUGAAGAAUUAUCUGACUUGGAGUGGAUAGCCAGAUUGAUGUUCUUUGCAGAUUUCACCCAGCAUUUAAAUGAAUUGAAUAUUAAGCUACAAGAAAAGUUAGAUAAAACAAUGAAACGCAAGAUAUUAUCAGACAAAUGUUGGAACUAUGUUGAACAUCUUAUCACUCUCGUUUGUUCAAUAGUUAAUUGGAUUACAAUUCUUGAGAGUGAUACACCAAGACUUUCUGUCGUACCAGAAGCUUUGAAUGAAAUCAAACAACAUUUUAUAACUUAUAUUAUUUCCCCAUUACUUGAAAUAGAAGGAACAAUGUUGCUAUAA
Molecule: messenger RNA, 927 nt
Organism: Sipha flava (yellow sugarcane aphid)
Lineage: Eukaryota; Metazoa; Arthropoda; Insecta; Hemiptera; Aphididae
Product: protein FAM200A-like
Exons: 3
Coding region: 1-927 (308 amino acids)
Source: RefSeq, a predicted model, not a curated record